AUGCGUCUUAAACGAACGGUCAUGUUUGAAGCGACGAGUAGUUCGGUGUUCAAGAAUGACCCGGAUGAGUUCGUUGUUAAGGUUCGGGAAUUCAAUAUUCUGGAUUUGGAGGGCAGGGAGCAGGAUGAUCUGCAGGUUGUUGAGAUGAGGGUUUUUAUGGAUGGGAAGCCUGUUCAGGCGCGUGCGCAACAGUUGAAUGUUGGGUUGGCUUUUGGUGAAGGGGCUAGGGAGGCGGAGCCUUCGUGA
Molecule: messenger RNA, 246 nt
Organism: Penicillium cosmopolitanum
Lineage: Eukaryota; Fungi; Ascomycota; Eurotiomycetes; Eurotiales; Aspergillaceae
Exons: 1
Coding region: 1-246 (81 amino acids)
Source: RefSeq, a predicted model, not a curated record